AUGAAGUUCUUCGUUCUUCUUGCGGUUUCUGUUGUUCUCAUCGAAUCCUGUCCAACAUCAACCACUUGUCCUGCUGGAUGGACUGCUUUCACUCGGGAAAAAGGUCCCUGGUGUGUUCUAGUAACUAAAGAAAAACUAGAUCAUUCUGGAGCUAUCGCUUCUUGUGAAUCGAAAGGAGCGAUAUUGUCUGGUAUUGCUUCAGAAGAGGAACGUCUUGGAUUCCAAAAAUUGGCGAAGGAAUUGAGUUUGAAUUAUGUUUGGUUGGGUGGACUUCGAACUGAAGCAUGCAUGAAAUCUAAGCUAACAGUAACUUGUACCCAAUCUAAUAGUUUUGUGUGGACUGAUGGAACAACAAGCACAGAAUUCAAAUGGCGAAACAACGCUCCAGAUAAUGCUCAAUUAGAUAAUCCAUUCCUCGGUUUGACUGUUUCAAAUGGUCUUUUGGAAGAUAUUUACACGGCUAGUCAAUUGAAUGGAACUGUUUGUGGGAAAUAUGCUUAA
Molecule: messenger RNA, 501 nt
Organism: Caenorhabditis angaria
Lineage: Eukaryota; Metazoa; Nematoda; Chromadorea; Rhabditida; Rhabditidae
Source: the annotation of a GenBank genome assembly